Messenger RNA from Miniopterus natalensis, 1795 nucleotides. It is a transcript of the gene TARBP2, whose product is annotated as TARBP2 subunit of RISC loading complex. NCBI's taxonomy places the organism in Eukaryota, Metazoa, Chordata, Mammalia, Chiroptera, Miniopteridae. Gene Ontology annotation, cellular component: nucleus; cytoplasm; RISC complex. The record is from RefSeq and is a predicted model, not a curated record. Gene Ontology annotation, molecular function: siRNA binding; pre-miRNA binding; double-stranded RNA binding. Gene Ontology annotation, biological process: regulation of miRNA processing; siRNA processing; regulation of viral transcription.
CGAGUUAGCCCUUACCACCCCGCCCCCAGCCGCUUCCACGCUGCUACUACGCAUGUCCAGAGCCCCUGCCAAGGGGAGUGGAGACACGGAAGGAAGGAGGCGGGACAGUAUUUAAAACAAACAAACAAAAAAACCACCCUCAGGUCGGGGAGCGAUGGUGAAGGGGUCCGCUCCUCCCAGAAGGCGGUGCUGCUUGCCAGGGUGAACCACGCAGAGGGUUGUGGGGCGGAUAGCUCCCCUCCUGAUGGAGACUCAUGGAGUUGGGUGGGCGGGAGGACUCCAUAUCCCAGAAUGCCCCACGGCGGGCCCGACCGGCCGCGACUCCGGGCUUGGCCCCGGCCCUAGCUUGUCGGCGGUGUAUCGGGGCGCGUGGAGGCUGAAGUCACGGCGGCGCCCGCGGGGACGGAGGAGGGAAUGAGUGAAGAGGAGCAGGGCUCCGGCACUACCACAGGCAGCGGGCUGCCCAGUAUAGAGCAAAUGCUGGCAGCCAACCCGGGCAAGACCCCGAUCAGCCUUCUGCAGGAGUAUGGGACCAGAAUAGGGAAGACGCCCGUGUACGACCUUCUCAAAGCCGAGGGCCAAGCCCACCAGCCUAAUUUCACCUUUCGGGUCACCGUUGGCGACACCAGCUGCACUGGUCAGGGCCCCAGCAAGAAGGCAGCCAAGCACAAGGCAGCUGAGGUGGCCCUCAAACACCUCAAAGGGGGGAGCAUGCUGGAGCCGGCCCUGGAGGACAGCAGUUCUUUUUCUCUCCUAGACUCUUCACUGCCUGAGAACGGUCCAGUUUUUACUGCAGCAGCGGCUGCUACUCCUGUUCCAUUUGCUGUCCCAACCAGGAGCCCCCCCAUGGAGGUGCAGCCCCCUGUCUCUCCUCAGCAGUCUGAGUGCAACCCUGUUGGUGCUCUGCAGGAGCUGGUGGUGCAGAAGGGCUGGCGGUUGCCUGAGUACACGGUGACUCAGGAGUCUGGGCCAGCCCACCGCAAAGAGUUCACCAUGACCUGCCGAGUGGAGCGUUUCAUUGAGAUUGGCAGUGGCACUUCCAAAAAGCUGGCAAAGCGAAAUGCUGCGGCCAAAAUGCUGCUUCGCGUGCACACGGUGCCUCUGGAUGCCCGGGAUGGCAAUGAGGCAGAGCCUGACGAUGAUCACUUCUCCAUUGGUGUGGGCUCCCGCCUAGAUGGACUUCGGAACCGGGGACCAGGCUGCACCUGGGAUUCUCUGCGAAAUUCGGUGGGAGAGAAGAUCCUGUCUCUCCGCAGCUGCUCCCUAGGCUCCUUAGGUGCUCUGGGCCCUGCCUGCUGCAGUGUCCUCAGUGAGCUGUCUGAGGAGCAGGCCUUCCAUGUCAGCUACCUGGAUAUUGAGGAGCUGAGCCUGAGUGGCCUCUGCCAGUGCCUGGUGGAGCUGUCCACACAGCCGACCACUGUGUGUCAUGGCUCUGCAGCCACCAGGGAGGCAGCUCGUGGCGAAGCUGCUCGCCGUGCCCUGCAGUACCUCAAGAUCAUGGCAGGCAGCAAGUAAAGCUCCAGCUGGACUCAUGGAUGUACAUCCUUGCUCCCUGCUCUUCCUGCCCUCGGCCCCGGCAUCUGCCCAACUCUGGUACCUCCUGGAGGUGCCAUCUCUACCUCUGACAUAGACUGCCUCCCUGCAGGCUGAGGAGGGCAUGGGCCCAGGAGCCGGGGACCACAGUGCCAUAGUGGCCCAGGAUCUGUCCUCAUGUUACUAUUAACAAUGGAGGAGAAUGAAAUCGGGCACUGUCCCUUAGAGCCCAGAAUAAAUGCUGCUCCUUGGAUUCUUAAAA